Molecule: messenger RNA, 1461 nt
Organism: Acyrthosiphon pisum (pea aphid)
Lineage: Eukaryota; Metazoa; Arthropoda; Insecta; Hemiptera; Aphididae
Exons: 4
Coding region: 434-940 (168 amino acids)
Source: RefSeq, a predicted model, not a curated record
UACAUUUUGCUCUAGUUAGUUUGGGGGGAAUUCGUAUAAAAAAGGUACUUUUGGGGGCAACUGGUACAUGCCCUCCAUUAUCAAUCAUGGCAUAGAUCUAUUUUAUCAUGGUUAAUAAUUUAACUAAUAUAAUAUUAAUAUAAUUUUAUAUUUUUAUUUUUAUAAGGGAGGGAGGUAAUAUAAUAAUUUUAUACAUGGUUCCACUGAAUUUUUUUUCCUAAGAUGAUCCCCAUUCGCGAAUUUCUUAAACAUUGCUAUUAUAAUUUUUUUAUACUUUAUUGGUCUUCAAAUUUUAGGUAUCGUAAUUAUUUUAAUGUAUUAGGUACUCGCUGUAACCUUGACAACAAUUUGUUUUAAUGUAGGUAUUACAUAUUUAAAAGCAUAUAACAUAAUAAUAGAAUAUUAUCGUACCUAGGUGAGUUCAAAUUACAAAAUGGAAGUUGACUCAGAAGAGGUAAAAAGACACUUGGGCAUCUUGGGGUACACGCAAAUAGAACCCAGUCUGCUAAAUGAGUUCGUAAAAGAUUUGAAAAAGCUUAUUGAAUACGACCGAAGACACAACAACAUCAGUGCACUAUCUAUGUCGCUUUACAAAGACUGGGAUAAAAGUUACUCCGAGAGGAUGAAAAAUAGUACCCCAAUUAAAAACCCCAUCCAUCAUAAUCGUACUGCGAACGGAGAUGAACACGAAGAUGAAGUCAACCUAAUAAAUAAAUAUAAAAGCCAAAAUGGUGUCUCACGGACAUCUUCAAAAAUGAUGGACAUGCAUAUUAAAACUCCCAUGAAUAAGAGUUCUAAAUAUGAAUCAGAAUUUAUGCAAUCAAAAUGCUAUUUUUGCGGAAGUAUACCAAUGGAAAAUCAACCAAGAUUGAAGGCGAAACACAGUUUGAAACCACUGCAUGCUUUACACCUCAGUGUAACAUUUAGUAUUGAACUUUAACUACAAAAUGAGGCAAUUAAGUAGUCAUUAAUUAUUAAUAAGUCGAUACAAGACUUGCAGUAGAUAACACUAAAAACAUGGAAAUUAAGUAAAUUCAACACUUAUGUUUUAUACCAAAUUUUGUAAGAUAUAUCAAUUUAUAAAAUACAAAUCAGAAUAUAUAACACUUUCAAUAGCGUUAAAUGUAAUCUCUAAUUUAAUAAGUAAAUAGUUAAAACUUAUAACCAAUAUAAUAACUAAUAUAAUUAACUCUAUUCAGAAUAAGAAAGGUACAGGGCUAUCGAAUUGUGCACAAGGGCGUGGUUUUGUACCGAAUAACGAACCCAGUAGAUGACUUGGUGGGAGAAGCAUCUGACCGCCACCAGACAAAAACCGGUUGCCGCCCAGUACCUUUCUUAUUCUGAAUAAAGUAUGGUAAUAUGACACGCUAAUUAGUAGUGCAAUACUUUUUAACUGUAAGGAUGGAAAAAAUAAUUAGAUGUAUAGCAAUAGCUAAAUUAAUUUAAUUAAUACACAAUUUG